Molecule: messenger RNA, 1197 nt
Organism: Penicillium riverlandense
Lineage: Eukaryota; Fungi; Ascomycota; Eurotiomycetes; Eurotiales; Aspergillaceae
Exons: 1
Coding region: 1-1197 (398 amino acids)
Molecular function (GO): gamma-glutamylcyclotransferase activity
Source: RefSeq, a predicted model, not a curated record
AUGACACUCCCCGACGAAGACCCUUCGCAGAACCACUUCAGCGGCACAGAGUCCCUCGACCGACUGCGCUCUCUCUUGCCCGGCCCCCUUGCGAGACCUUCCACUCCUGAUGUCGCCUCCCUACCAACAACGACCGUCGCGCGCCAGCGCGCGUCAAGUGUCGCCGCCUCCCUUGAUCAGGAUGAACAUCUUUCCGAGAAGAUUGCGGAGCAGCAGGAGCACGGAGCCGACGUGACGGGUCUAGUCGCGGAGAAGGGAACAGUUCUCUACCUGGCUUACGGGUCCAAUCUGGCGUCGAAGACAUUUCGCGGCGUACGUGGCAUCAAGCCGCUGUCACAGAUCAAUGUGCUCGUGCCUGAACUGCGACUGACCUUCGAUCUGCCCGGCAUACCAUACGCCGAGCCGUGUUUCGCGGGCACCCAGUUCCGUGAUCCAGAGGAGGCAGAAGAUGAGGCCUGGGAUGUACUGGACAAUUCCUCCGUGUCCGAGAAGGUCCCGCUCGUGGCCGCCACCGAUGCGCAUCGGAACCGAUGGCACAAGCCUCUCGUCGGCGUCGUCUACGAAGUCACGCUGACUGACUACGCUAAGAUUAUCGCCACAGAGGGCGGUGGACGAGGCUACCGCGACGUCGUGGUCGACUGCCACGCGUUCCCGGAAUCGUACAAACCCGCCGACCCCGUCCCCGAGCAUCCAGGGACACCCGCCUUCAAGGUACACACUUUACUCUCACCCGCGGCCGACGAAGAGCGACAGCGCAAGCAAUCCGGGAUUACCCACACACAUGCGCCACAGAACUCCUCUGGUCUAAGCGCGCUCUUCAAAUCCGAGCCGCAUCUCCGUCCGGAUCCCGAGUAUGCGCAGCCGUCGGCUCGGUAUCUGAAUCUGCUUACGACUGGCGCUGCCGAGCACCAGCUUCCUAUUGCCUAUCAGGCAUAUCUGGCUCAGAUCCGGCCGUAUCGAAUCACUUCCACGCGGCAGAAGAUCGGGAAGGUUGUAUUCCUUGCUAUGUGGGGACCCCCGGUUCUGGCGAUUUUGGCAUUGUCCAAGUUGUUUGCCGGGCCUGACGGGCGCAGUCCGCCGUGGAUCGUGACGUUGGCCAAUUUGGUGUUUGAGGCUGUGUGGAGGAGUUAUGAUAUGGUUUUUGUCAAGCUGUUUGGGGAUGGAGAGAGGACGGUUGAGCCCGAUGAUACCCUUUGA